AUGGGUUCCAUUGAUACUCCAACGAGGUUGCUGGCGCUGCCGGGAGAUUUAUGCGAUUAUGAUGCUUUGUUGAUGGACCAGUUCCUUAACGUUCUUCAGGAUUUGCAUGGCAAAGACAUCACACAAACGGUUCAAGAUUGCUAUGAGCUGUCUUCUGAGUAUGAAGAAGAGCAUGACCCUGACAAGUUGAAGCAGCUCGAGAACAAGCUGACUGGUCUUGAUGCUGGGGACUCAAUCAUGGUGGCCAAGUCAUUUUCUCACAAGCUGAAUUUGGCCAACUUGGCUGAGGAAGUUCAGAUGGCCUACCAAAGAAAGACUGAGUUAAUAGAGAAUUGUGACUCGGAUGAUGAGAACACUGAAUCAGACAUUGAACGGACCUUCAACAAGCUUGUGAAGAAGAAGACUCCUCAAGAAGUUUUUGAUGCUUUGAAGAACCAAACUGUAGAUUUGGUCCUUACUGCUCAUCCUACUCCGUCUGUCCGUAGCUAG
Molecule: messenger RNA, 489 nt
Organism: Prosopis cineraria
Lineage: Eukaryota; Viridiplantae; Streptophyta; Magnoliopsida; Fabales; Fabaceae
Product: phosphoenolpyruvate carboxylase-like
Exons: 2
Coding region: 1-489 (162 amino acids)
Biological process (GO): leaf development; tricarboxylic acid cycle; carbon fixation
Cellular component (GO): chloroplast; apoplast; cytosol
Molecular function (GO): phosphoenolpyruvate carboxylase activity
Source: RefSeq, a predicted model, not a curated record